AUGUCUGCCGUGAAUGGCAACAGUGAAGAUUGCGUCGCGGUGCCGACGCUGCCUCCGUCGCGGUUCACUGAAAAACUCCCCCCUUCCGCCACCAACAAGGAGGAGGAUGACACGGUGGCUACGUUGCGCAAGCAGUUCCGUUGCGCGGAGCUUAACAACUGUAUUCUGCAUGACAAUAUCGAUACUCUAAAGGCUGUUGCCAACCAGUUAGCUGCGCAACUCGACUUGGCAAAUAGCAGGUUGGCCUUGUACGAAGAAAAGGAACAGGCGCAGGCGCUACGACAGCUUGGACGCGAAACGCAGGGCAAAAGGAGCCCCCACUUUGAAGCCUCUGCCGCGGGGGCGGAGCACGAGGGCCGAGUUACCUCCCUCCUCAGUAUCGUGCGGGAAAAGGAUACGCUGCUCACAGCCCUCCGGAGCGAGCUGGGGAAGCAAAAGGAAGACGCGGCGGCGCUGCUCCGGACGUGGUUGGACAGAAAAGAUAACGAAAUCCUCCGACUGACGGGUGAAUUGGAACAGCUACGGACAGUACAGGGCAUCGGACGAUAUGCACAAGCUAGGAGGAAGUAA
Molecule: messenger RNA, 570 nt
Organism: Trypanosoma conorhini
Lineage: Eukaryota; Euglenozoa; Kinetoplastea; Trypanosomatida; Trypanosomatidae
Exons: 1
Coding region: 1-570 (189 amino acids)
Source: RefSeq, a predicted model, not a curated record